Molecule: messenger RNA, 825 nt
Organism: Tripterygium wilfordii
Lineage: Eukaryota; Viridiplantae; Streptophyta; Magnoliopsida; Celastrales; Celastraceae
Exons: 3
Coding region: 1-825 (274 amino acids)
Source: RefSeq, a predicted model, not a curated record
AUGGCAAGACAAUUCAUCAACCGCUUCAUUACUAGCAGCCGAGAGCCAAGAACUCUCAAUUCUCUACGUACAAUGAAGCUAAACAGUGGAGAGAAGGUCUCCGAUUACCUGUCUAGAUAUCUGGAGGUGUGUGCUGAGGUGGAAGGUUGUGAUGAGCCAACGGUUGUCAUGUUCUUCAAGAUUGGGCUGCUGGACAGAUGUAAGCUAAAGGAGUCAUUAACUUUGUAUAAGCCGAACACCAUAGCUACCUUACAAGACAAGGUCCGGAGGUAUGUUAAGGUGGAAGUAACUAGUUGUGAGAGAACGACCUCACCAAGGUAUGAGCACGAAGAGUUCCAAAGCGGUAGGACUAGGCAUGAUGACAAAAAGACCACAAGCCAGGCAAAAAACCAUAGAUCAUGGAGGAGUUCGACCAAUAACGUUGAAUUCAACAUACCAAUCCAUAAGCUUUUCUACGAGAUCAGGGAUGAACCAUAUAUAGUUCGACCAUCUAGAAUGGUUGGAAACCCAGAUACAAGGGACAAGAGAUUAUACUUCUCUUUCCAUAGAGACGUAGGCCACCUAACCAAAGAAUGUGAUGACAUGCGUGAGCAGUUGGAGGAACUGGAAGACGAUGCCUCGAAAGAAGCAAUCAGUGUUAUCACAUUGGAAAGGCGGGGGCACAUGGCAUAUAUGAACAAUAUUGCCGCCCAGGGAAGUUCUGUGAAUAUCAUAUACUACCCGUUGUUUGAGAAGUUAGGACUAACUCAGGCGGAUCUUAUUCCAGAGAUAGGAUGCCUAUUAGGGUUCAAUGAAAGUCAUGUUUAUCCCUUGGGGAGGAUUUGA